Messenger RNA from Vicia villosa (hairy vetch), 645 nucleotides. RefSeq lists its product as uncharacterized. The transcript has 3 exons. The record is from RefSeq and is a predicted model, not a curated record. The coding region runs from base 1 to 645 and encodes 214 amino acids. Lineage: Eukaryota; Viridiplantae; Streptophyta; Magnoliopsida; Fabales; Fabaceae.
AUGGUAAUACAGAAUCCUACACAUGUUGCCAAGACUCUAAAAUUUACGGAUGCAUUAUGCACUUAUUAUAUGAUUGAAGAGCAGACGAAAUUGAAUGAGAUUGAAGAGCAGACGAAAUUGAAUGAGGGGAAUGGGAAAGGGUUUGCACAAUUGAAACCCAAUCCAAAUGACACAAUGCAUUUGGUUCGUAAGCGAGGAUUAGACGGGAGGCCUGUUAGCCGCACAUUGGGACGACACAGUGUUGUAGAUCAUGCUGGUCUGUCAGCACCGGUUCCACAACCGCCACAUGAGCCAGUUGGGUAUCCUGGCGGGCUUUUAGACCCGUCAUUACUUGAAAGAGGUCCGAAAAAGGAGAUUAAAGUUGCAAGACACGGGACGAAGCUGGAGGAUAUGGUUCCUCAUUUGCUCCCACCAGAGAUGAAGCGUUGGGUGGAUAGGCCAGGUCUGACUUCUCUCAAGAGAACCAGCCUGACCAAGAUAGACACAAAUCUUGUUACAACAUUUGUGGAGAGGUGGCACAUAGAGACAUCGUUAUUUCACAUGUCAUUUGGUGAGAUGACUAUUACAUUGGAUGAUGUUUCCAUUCUGCUGCACUUGCCCAUUAAGGGUGUUUUCUGGUACCCGAGCAUGUCACUGAGGAGAUGA